Oppia nitens is the source of this 2072-nucleotide messenger RNA. RefSeq names its product ras guanine nucleotide exchange factor R-like. The record is from RefSeq and is a predicted model, not a curated record. The transcript has 9 exons. Bases 1 to 2034 code for a protein of 677 amino acids. Lineage: Eukaryota; Metazoa; Arthropoda; Arachnida; Sarcoptiformes; Oppiidae.
AUGAGUUUUUGUGCAAUUUUUGAGACUAAAAACAAGUCAACCGUGAAUUCUGACGAAACGGCUUCAUGUGGUUGUUGUGGAUGUCUUUCAUGCUUCGGAUCCAAAUCUUCGCCCAAAUACGUGUCCGCCGCCGCCGCCGAUACCGAUGCCGAUGAGGACAAGUAUGAGAAGGAAAAGAAAACAUAUAAUAAAAAACAAACAAAAUCCGAGCAAAUUGUUAGACAACAACAACAACGACAACAACAACAACAGUAUCAACAAAAAGAAGAAGAAGAAGAGGUGGUGGAAGAAGAGAAAAUCAAUAGUGAAGACAAUAGUAAAUAUAGAGGACAUCAAUAUAUUCAACAACAGGUUUACUAUCAAACUGUACAACAAAAACAAGAGAUAAUAGUGGAAGAAGAGCUAUCAGUGGACAACAAAUCACAGCAUGAAAUGCAUGAAAUUCAGGAGAUAUCAGUGAAACGGGAGAGUCCGUCACCGCAAAGUAGUAGUAGAAGUCCGGCGAUUAUCAAUGAGACGGCCAGUGUGUCCGAAUCGAUCGGUUCGAACAGUACAGUGGCCGAUAUGAUGACCGGCUGUUCAUCGAGAAGCGGUUCGUCCAGAAAAGUCGGCUGGAGAUCAAAGACAUGGAAGGGCCAGAAAGAUACGAGCAAUGAGGACAAUGAGAUGAAAAGUCCGGUCAAUUAUCCGCGCAAACACUCGCUAACAGUGCCGGGAGAGCCGCGACACUUCAGGCAACUUCAUAGACGAGAGUCUGGCAGCCGAUCGCCCAUUGAUUCGAGUUAUAGCGGCAGAAGUCCUUCCGAAAUGAGUACUCCGAGUCCCAGCUGUAGUAAUAGCAUAAAUGAAGACCAUUCUGCCUCAUCGUACGGUUCGGGUACCGGAUUGGCCAUAGAGUUGGCCAGAAAAUGUACUUUAAGUGCUGAUAGCCUACUAUUGCAUACCGGUAUCAACAGCGAUGAAAGCGGUGCGUCGGGAGUGAGCGCUGAGGAGACCAAUGAUAGCCAAUGUAAGUCAUCGCUUAAGCCAUCAUUUUGUAAUACAAUUGGUCAGCGAAGGAUCAGCACUAGUAUUAGCUCAGAUAGGAUUCAUCAACAGUCAAAGAGCGAACAAUUGAAAAAUAGACGAAGUGUUUCACCAAAAAAAUUUACGUCACGUAAGCCCCAGACGACAACACCCGAUACAACUGAGCCGACAUCGGCGGCUGAACCGGUUGGUAGCGGUUCGGGAUCGUCAUCAACAUCACGUCGACGAAAGGGCAGUAUGGCGUUUGUCAGUACCGGCAAAAUAGCCAAACUAUUGCGACGGACGCACAGCGCCGGCUGCUCUAAGGAUGUGCCCUCUUAUGCCCUGUUCCUCAGCGAGAAGCCAACCCGCUCCGGUGAUGGAAAGGAGCACCAGAAAAGAGGCCGGAAACAGGCGCCUGCAUUAGAAGAUAUGAAACAAAGAUUAAGAUUUCUUCGGAGACGACAUACAGAUUCAUCUAUUGAAUCAUCGGUUCGGCCGUCAAAAGAUGAAUUGGACAAAUGGGCCAACUCUUUCAUCGACCUCAUGAGCAGUAGAUAUGGAAGUGCAUUAUUCCGUGCAUUCCUGUCGCGUGAGUUCAGCGAAGAGAACAUCGAGUUCUGGAUGGCGUGUGAAGAGUUCAAGAAGUGUCGACAAAGCAAACUCAGCCAAAAGUCUCGCAAAAUAUUUGAUGAUUUUCUCGCCGUUAAGGCACCCAAAGAGGUUAAUUUGGAUCCAAAAUUAAGGACAGUUAUUAUGCAAACUUUGGCCACACCGGCCCGCAAUAUGUUUGACUUGGCUCAGCGCAAAAUUCAGGGACUACUAGAAUCGGACGCCUACCUACGGUUCCUACAGUCGGAACUAUACAAGGAUCUGAUAAUAAGCCACGAAACUACUACAACAACAACAACAUCACCAACAACUACAACAACCACCAACACUACUACUACUACUACAACGACGGUGACCAACGAAACGAUUGCAAAAUCACCGCAACGGCCAAUAGUGGCUGAAUGUGAUGAUAGUUGAAGUGAUAGUUUUAGGCACAACAACAAUAACAACAAAUU